AUAGUUCGUGAACGACACAAGCCUACCAUGGAAUUACGUGGUUUCACAUUAUUAGCGCUCUCUAAAAAUUUUAGCAAUACACGAUGCAAUCUAAAUUCUUUCCAGUGAUUGACUCACAGAUUUUAUCACUCUGCAGCAGAUAUUUAUUUCAGUGCCAUGUUAUUCAUAGGUAGGGCGCCGAAGUGCGAAGAAAUGAAGUGCAGUGAUACAAAAGAAUUACACACUAAAAUGAUUUUAGAAAGGUUUAGAACGGUGUUGAUAUGGUCUAUUGUGGUGUGUACGUUGGCUGUGGUCGUCUCUUUGCACAAGUUACUUACAUAUGAGGCAAAAUACUCCAAGCCAUUCUUUCCUAUACCCAUUGGGUUGUAUGGUAACUACCUGGAAACGGUUUCCGAGGACACGCCGCUGCCGUCGGCCAAGUCUAAGGACACCGUUCGAGAUGCCGAAGCUGUGGUGUCCCUAGCAGCUGCUCUAGAGAUGAAAAAACAUGGGAAAGCUGACAAGGCCUUAAAACUCUUCCAACACGCAUUUGCACUGUCCCCUAAACACGCCGAUGUUUUAAACCACUACGGGGAAUUCCUAGAAGACACAAAAAAAGAUGUAGUCAGAGCUGACCAACUCUACACAUUAGCAUUAAAUAAUUAUCCAGACCAUACAGGGGCUUUGAUGAACAGACAACGCACAGCGAGUAUAGUUGAAAACUUAGACAGAGAAAUGUUAAGGAAAAUAGACGAAAAACGAGAUGCACUGUCAUCCAUACCCGAGAACAACUCUGCUUUGCGGAGAGCUAAGAAAGAGGCUUAUUUUCAACACAUUUACCACACAGUUGGUAUAGAAGGGAACACAAUGACAUUACAGCAAACAAGGAGUAUAUUAGAGACUAGAAUAGCUGUUUCAGGCAAAAGUAUUGAUGAGCAUAAUGAGAUUUUAGGUUUAGAUGCAGCUAUGAAGUAUAUUAAUUCAACAUUGUUGUACCGCUUGAGGGAUGUGACUAUGGGGGACAUACUGGAGAUCCACAAAAGGGUUUUGGGACAUGUGGACCCGGUGGAGGGAGGGCAGUUCAGGCGCACACAGGUGUAUGUCGGGGGGCACAUCCCGCCCGGGCCCUCUGAGAUACAGAGACUGAUGCAACAGUUUUUAGAGUGGCUGAACUCUGAAGAUGCCUUAGACUUACAUCCAGUGAGGUACGCAGCCCUAGCGCACUACAAGCUGGUCCACAUCCACCCCUUCAUCGACGGCAACGGACGGACAUCGCGUCUGCUUAUGAACCUACUGCUCAUGCAAGCGGGCUUCCCGCCUGUCAUCGUGCCUAAACAACAUAGGCACUUAUACUACCAGCAUCUACAGACGGCUAAUGAAGGCGACGUGCGGCCUUUUGUCCGAUUCAUAGCGCAAUGCACGGAGCGCACGCUGAACUUGUACCUGUGGGCGACGAGCGAGUACUCCCACAUGGUGCCCGCCAUCGGCGACCAACACAUCCUGGCCGGCGAACUCGAGAUGGAAGACCCGCUGUGACCGCAUACAAACAUAGCAUUAUACGCAUUCAUAGCUAUUCAAAGUAUGGUGGAAACUUUUUAAUUGAUUACAUGUACAAGAGAAGCGGGGAGUGAUCAAUACGAUAUGGUUCGCAGUUGCUACUGUCAAAAAUUCGAUUGAUGAUGCUAGCAUGGGUUUUUCUUGCGAUGAGAUUUCGUGUCGCAUGGAUUUCCAGAAAAUACGGAAGUAUUAGAUUAACAGAAAAUCCUAUGCUGGCGACAUCUGUAAAAAAAAAUUGAACCUUACUAUCUCGAUCGCGUGGAGUAGGUAGAUGAAACGGAACCGAAGGCUGCAUGUACAUGUUGAUGUAUUAAAAGGCAAAAUACCGACUGUUUACCCUUGCUCAGUUGAAAUUAGACUAGGUAAUUCAGUUAUUCUUUGUCUAUUGUGACCGAGAUUGUUCUUUAUAAAUUCCUGUUUAAGUCAGGCCAUUUGUGCCUUUUAAUCUUAUUUGUGUAGUGCUCUUGUUUUGAGUGUUCGAUCUGGCGGUCUAGCACAACUUGCGGUCUCGCCCGCGGGUCCAUACUUGAAGUCACACUUGAUGUACUGGUAUGUACUCGCGUGCGAGACCGUAAGUUGUACUAAACCGCCUGCACGGAAGCAUGGUCGUGCGAUAGACGAUAAAAUAUCAAGCCGUCCCUAUCGCACUUACAAAUAGUGCGAUAUGGACGGCCUGCUAUUUUAUCGUCUAUCGCGCCACCAUGCUUCCCGUGCUGAUGUAGAUACAUUUAACUAGAGUAUACCUAGACAUUAUUGGUCGUUGGUAUUUAGUGACCAUAUAGGUCGUUGCACGCUAUUGAUGCUGUCUGUGUCACAUUUUAUAUUGAAAGUUUCAUAAUAAUUUUAUUUAUGUAUUAGGGCCCAUUUAGACGGUAAGAGAACUCGCAUACGAGUUUUAUUACAUUGCGGUAUUUGAUGGCUGUG
This is a messenger RNA of Leguminivora glycinivorella, 2460 nucleotides long. It is a transcript of the gene Fic, whose product is annotated as protein adenylyltransferase Fic. NCBI's taxonomy places the organism in Eukaryota, Metazoa, Arthropoda, Insecta, Lepidoptera, Tortricidae. Gene Ontology annotation, molecular function: protein binding. The transcript has 3 exons. Bases 157 to 1515 code for a protein of 452 amino acids. The record is from RefSeq and is a predicted model, not a curated record.